CACAGCAUAUCGAAGCUCCCCAAAGCUCAACACAGCCUUCUCACGAAUUAGCCAUUCUCCAGCAUAGACGUUACCUUACGCAUACAACCACAUCGCGCUCCCACACAAACCCACCAUUGCGUAUUCUCGAACAUCUCGAAGCUCCCACACCGGCGCGCCCUCCACUCAAACAACCAAUUGAGGAAUAUCUGGAAAGAGCCUGCUUCAACAUAAACCUCGUCCGCCAUGGCACAACCAACACAACCCCCAACCGAUACACCAACAUCCUACACCGACCCCACCUUCUCCCUCCUAAACAGCACAUGUCUGGACCUCCUCCUGAUCGAGCUGGUACCCAUGGCCUACCGUAUAACCGCUGACCUCGCGCUACGAGAAGAAGAGUGGACAGGCACAUCAACAGCAAAAGCAAACAGAUUGUCAUCACACAGCAACGACGCAAGCAGCACAGCAGCAGGCGCAGCAGCAGGGACAAUAGGCGCAGGCGGAACAGCAACAGUCGACGAAGAAGAAUCGCGAGAAGCAGUAUUCCACCGCCUCGAAAGUCUGGGCUAUCGCGUCGGCCUAGGAGUUGUAGAACGAUUCUCGCGCGACACACCACGCCCCGUAACGCCGCUCGACUGCAUAAAAUUCCUCUGCAAAGAUCUCUGGACACUUUUAUUCCGCAAACAAAUCGACAACCUAAAGACCAACCACCGAGGCAUCUACGUGCUGACCGACAACACCUUCAAGCCCCUCACACGGAUGAGUUUCGACACGAAAAAGUACACGCCCGAAGUGCAGGCGCGCAUCAACGAGGCCGCGGAGCGAAUGUUGAGGGAGGGCGACGCGGAUGGGAAUGGGUUGAAUGAGAUGGGGCUGGCCAGGGAGGCGAAUAGUAUAGAACGGGUGCAGCCGUUUCUGUACUUCCCGGCGGGAGUGGUAAGGGGGUGUUUGGAGGGGUUGGGGAUUAGGGCGAGUGUGCAGGCUGAGUGUAGUGCGUUGCCGAGUGCGACGUUCCAGAUCAGGACGGCGGGGGCGAAGAACUGAAUAGUAGAUGAUGAAAGGAGAUUGUAGCAUGAGUGUCAUUUAGCGGCAUUGAGCGGCGUUCGGGAGCAUAGUGAGUGCAUCUUGGGAUGUAUCACGAGCAAGGUGUCAUGUUGUCUUCAGUGGAUUCCGUUGGACUAUCUAGAUGGGAGGCUGCAGUAGCUCUUCAUGCAGAUAAGUAGGCAUGUUCAUGUAAAUUCUCCGUUGUGGUAUUCGUCUCUCAUCAUCCAUCGAGGGUAUCAUAGCCUAUCUAUUGAGGUCUGUUAGUACUGUAUAACCAUAUACAGAGUAGGCAUAACUCACUUGGCAGGAGGAUUCUGGGCGAACUCGACGCCCUUGGAGAUGUUGCCCUUGAGGCCUUCGUAGCAGGCCUGCAGCAGCUUCUUCUCGUGGUCGUUGGCGCUGCUGACGACGUCGAU
Molecule: messenger RNA, 1442 nt
Organism: Macroventuria anomochaeta
Lineage: Eukaryota; Fungi; Ascomycota; Dothideomycetes; Pleosporales; Didymellaceae
Product: transport protein particle component
Exons: 2
Coding region: 226-1026 (266 amino acids)
Biological process (GO): regulation of GTPase activity; endoplasmic reticulum to Golgi vesicle-mediated transport
Cellular component (GO): trans-Golgi network; TRAPP complex; cis-Golgi network
Source: RefSeq, a predicted model, not a curated record